AUGUCGGGCUUGGGCACAUCCCUGCUGAUGGAUGGCUUUGGUAGUGGAGGGACUUGCUUGUGCGCCAGCUUCUCCAGUGCUGGCCUGCAGUCAGGUGGGGUUAAGUGGGCGACCUGUAACCUCUACCCCUACCCCACUCCAGCUUGCAACUGGUUGUGUCGGCAGCACAGCGGGCUCGGAGCUGGGAACCAUCCCCUGGGAGGGUUAGCUGUCCACCCGCAGCUGGGACGUGUGCUGAGCCGUCGCGUCUGCCUGCGAGUUAAAGUGGACGCCUGUCCGUUUGUUUUUAUUUCAGAUACUGAUGAAUACAGACCACCUGUUUGGAAAUCUUACUUGUAUCAGUUGCAACAGGAAGCUCCCCAUCCUAGAAGGAUAACCUGCACUCGUGAGGUAGAGAACAGACCCAAAUAUUAUGGAAGAGAAUUCCAUGGGAUGAUCUCAAGGGAGGAAGCUGACCAAUUACUAAGCGUUGCAGAGGGAAGCUAUCUCAUUCGUGAAAGCCAACGGCAACCUGGAACCUACACUUUGGCAUUGAGAUUUGGAAGUCAAACCAGAAACUUCAGACUCUACUACGAUGGAAAGCACUUUGUUGGGGAGAAACGUUUUGAGUCCAUCCAUGACCUGGUGACAGAUGGAUUGAUUACUCUUUAUAUUGAAACGAAGGCAGCUGAAUACAUUGCCAAGAUGACAAUAAAUCCAAUUUAUGAACACAUAGGAUAUACAACUUUAAACAGAGAGCCAGCACACAAAAAACAUAUGCCAGCCCUGAGAGAUGAACAUGAUGGCAAAGAGUCUACAGGAGAGGAUGAGGUAGCAGAAAAGAGG
Messenger RNA from Balearica regulorum gibbericeps (East African grey crowned-crane), 825 nucleotides. The record is from RefSeq and is a predicted model, not a curated record. NCBI's taxonomy places the organism in Eukaryota, Metazoa, Chordata, Aves, Gruiformes, Gruidae.